AUGUUCAUCAACCACCUGCUGGUGCCGCAGGCCUUUCCUAGGGACGACCUCGGCCCGCUGAGCCCUGACAGCAGCGUGCAGGAGAUCAUCACAAUCCUCACUGCUGAGGGCGCGAUCCACCGGAUCCCCGGGCGACGCAUCCAAUUGGACGCCGCCUCCGAUGGCGGCGCUGUUCUGGGCGGCCCGCACCGGCCGCGGCGUGUGCGGCAGCAGCCCAUGCCUUCGUGGGACGAACAGACGCUGUGCAUCGGCGCGAGCUUUGCAGUGUCAGCAACAAACGGCCGCGACCCCACACGCCGCGUCCACUUCCUGGGAUUCUGCCAGUCCGUGGACUACCUGGAGGAGGCGGUGACCGACACGGUGUUCAGCCGCGGGGGGGAGGUGCUGCUGCAGGAGCGCCAGCUCAAGAGCGGCGUGCACGAGGUGCUGAGGCUCAAGGUGUGCAUCCCGUUUCUGUGGGGCGUGCCGCCGGAGCUGGAUGCCCUCAGCGAGGCAAUCAUCCAAGGGGGCGGCAUCCUUGACAAGGUGUCAAAGCAGUGGGACAUCUUCGCACCAGACGGGCCCCCGGGCCCCAGCCCCCUGCAGGCUCCCUGGGCCGGCCACGGCCGCUUCCCCAGCGCUUUCAUGUGA
Monoraphidium neglectum is the source of this 630-nucleotide messenger RNA. RefSeq lists its product as hypothetical. The coding region runs from base 1 to 630 and encodes 209 amino acids. The transcript has 6 exons. The record is from RefSeq and is a predicted model, not a curated record. Lineage: Eukaryota; Viridiplantae; Chlorophyta; Chlorophyceae; Sphaeropleales; Selenastraceae.